This is a messenger RNA of Rosa rugosa (rugosa rose), 1271 nucleotides long. Its product is annotated as WAT1-related protein At1g25270-like. The transcript has 7 exons. NCBI's taxonomy places the organism in Eukaryota, Viridiplantae, Streptophyta, Magnoliopsida, Rosales, Rosaceae. The record is from RefSeq and is a predicted model, not a curated record. Gene Ontology annotation, molecular function: transmembrane transporter activity. The coding region runs from base 32 to 1069 and encodes 345 amino acids. Gene Ontology annotation, cellular component: plasma membrane.
UAGCAGUCCUAGAAGUGUAGUGGAUGGAUUAAUGAAGCCAGUGAUAACGAUGGUGGCAGCUCAGAUUGCAUAUGCAGCAACGGGUAUUUUCUACAAACUUGCAGCAGACUCUGGAAUGAACCUCAAUAUUCUCGUUGCCUACCGUCUCAUGUUUUCCUCUGCCAUUAUCGUUCCUCUUGCUCUUAUACUCGAAAGGAACAGCAGGCCCAAACUUACUCUAGUCGUACUCUUUCAAGCUUUUCUCUGCGGAUUAUUUGGGGGAUCAUUGUCACAAAAUUUAUUCAUAGAGGGACUGGCCUUAACAUCACCGACAUUUGUUGCAGCCACUGCAAAUCUGAUUCCGGCGGUUACCUUGAUCAUGGCCAUCUGUUUUAGGUUGGAGAAGUUGACACUAGGAAGCCAUGCAGGGAAGGCAAAGCUUGUGGGGACAGUGGUAGGUAUUGGUGGUGCUAUGAUCUUUACCUUCUUCAAAGGACCAGAGCUCUCCAUCUGGUCAACUCACGUUGACCUUCUUCGAGGACACCACGCGGCACCAUCACCGUCAUCGGUCUCUUUACACAGAAGCACCGGUAGUCACUUGCUGGGCUCCUUCUCGGCUAUCGGCAGCGCCGUUUCCUAUGGAAUGUGGCUCACAGUUCAGUGGAUGGAGUUUCAGGCAAAAAUGAGCAAGAGAUAUCCAUGCCCUUACUCGAGCACAGCUCUAAUGUCAGUGAUGGGAUCGAUUCAGUCGGUAGCUUUUGCACUCUGCGUGGAGAGGGAUUGGAGCCGGUGGAACUUGGGUUGGAACAUCAAGCUUCUCACAGCUGCAUAUACGGGAAUUGUGUCUUCGGGGCUGGUGGUGGUUCUUAUCUCGUGGUGUAUACGCAAGAGAGGUCCAUUGUUCGUGUCAGCUUUCACUCCGCUUUGCCUAGUGAUUGUGGCCAUUGCUAGUUCUUUGUUGCUCAAUGAAAAGUUAAGCCUAGGAAGCAUAUUAGGAGGGAUUCUAAUUGUAUGUGGGUUAUAUAUGCUGCUAUGGGGAAAGAGCAAGGAGAUGAAGUCGAUUAAUAAUUUAGACAGUGAUCAAGAAUAACCAGCUGCAUGCAGGCAUGCAGCCUCAGUACUACCAUCUUGAACAAGACCCCAAGAUCCCCAACUCAUCGAAAUCGUCGCAACAACUCGAGCAUUAGACACUAAUACCUCCAGGAUUAAUAAGAAAAACACAAAUCUUGGGUCCAGUUAAUGCAACUUUAGUAUCUACUAUUAAUUGUAUUUGGUAGUUUAUCGAAAGAAAU